ACUUAAAAUUAAAAACUGAACAUGAUGUGCAAGUGGAUUCUACUAAGCUUGCUUGUGGCGGCAGCCAGUGCCAUUGAGUUCACGAAUCCGAUAGUUCCGCAGGCGCCCGAUCCAUGGAUGGUCUACUAUAAAGGCUUUUACUACUUUCUUGCUACUACUUGGGAUAAUACUAUUACCAUACGGAAGGCAAGUACUUUGGCCGAACUGAAGAAUGUUGAGAACAAGGUAGUAUACACGUUCGAUGGUCACACAGCAUGGGCACCAGAAAUUCAUCAGGUAGACAACAGAUGGUACCUCUACUACGCGGCAUGUGAUCCAAACACCCAGAACUACGGGUGUCAUAGGAAUAAGGUGGCAGAAAGUGUUGGAGAUGACCCGAUGGGACCAUAUCAAUUUAAGGCCACUUUGGUUGAUGAGGGUGACCCAAUGGAAUUAGAUCCCACGUUGAUCAAAAUCGGAGAUAAAUACUAUUUGAUUGGUUCGACCCAGCAAUUAUACAUACGGGAAUUGAGCAAUCCUUUCACGCUCGCUCCUGGUAGGAAGGCUAUUAUAUCCUCUCCGACAUACGACUGGGAGAGAGUAUGGGAAAAUAUUAAUGAAGGACCCGAACCACUCUACCAUGACAACAGAACUUUUGUGGUCUACUCAGCUAGUUCAUGUAACACAUCUGAGUAUAAACUUGGUCUAUUGGAGUUUGUGGGCUCAGACCCACUUAACAUCACACAUUGGAAGAAAAACCCCACUCCUGUUUUCCAGACUAACGAAGAAAAUCACGUGUAUGGUCCUGGGCACAAUGGGUUCUUCAAGUCACCUGAUGGGACAGAGGACUGGAUUGUUUACCAUGCAAAUGAUAGUCCGAAUUCAGGUCUUUGCACCAUGGUCAGAUCAGCACGAGCUCAGAAGUUCACUUGGGGUGACGAUGGACUUCCAAUAUUUGGUGUUCCAGUAGCCGAUGACGUAGAGCUUCAGGGUCCAUCUGGUGAACAAUGAUACUAAUAAAGAUUCGGUCACAUACCUGUUGUCAUUCUGUUUCAUUGUAAAUUAAUACUUGUGAAUAAACAAACAAUAACUAGCAAUAA
Messenger RNA from Agrilus planipennis (emerald ash borer), 1079 nucleotides. RefSeq names its product extracellular exo-alpha-(1->5)-L-arabinofuranosidase-like. The transcript has 2 exons. Gene Ontology annotation, molecular function: hydrolase activity, hydrolyzing O-glycosyl compounds. Bases 22 to 990 code for a protein of 322 amino acids. NCBI's taxonomy places the organism in Eukaryota, Metazoa, Arthropoda, Insecta, Coleoptera, Buprestidae. Gene Ontology annotation, biological process: carbohydrate metabolic process. The record is from RefSeq and is a predicted model, not a curated record.